This is a messenger RNA of Kluyveromyces lactis, 1512 nucleotides long. RefSeq names its product Tda3p (gene TDA3). The transcript has a single exon. Gene Ontology annotation, cellular component: cytoplasm; late endosome. NCBI's taxonomy places the organism in Eukaryota, Fungi, Ascomycota, Saccharomycetes, Saccharomycetales, Saccharomycetaceae. Gene Ontology annotation, molecular function: oxidoreductase activity. Bases 1 to 1512 code for a protein of 503 amino acids. The record is from RefSeq and is a predicted model, not a curated record. Gene Ontology annotation, biological process: retrograde transport, endosome to Golgi.
AUGAGCAACACUGAAUUCAUCGAUAAGUUGGAGUUUGCAUCUCAACCCUCGGGAAAAUCUGAGGGGAAGCAUCACAUUGUUAUUGUUGGUGCAGGUAUCAUCGGGGUAUGUACUGCUUAUUAUUUGACAAGACACCCUUCGUUUAGCAAGGAUACACAUCACAUCACCGUUAUAGAGUCUAAACGUGUAGCUGGCGGUGCCUCUGGUAAAGCUGGUGGUUUACUAGCGAUGUGGGCUUUCCCACAGCAGAUUGUCCCACUUUCUUUCCAACUCCAUCAAGAAUUGAGUGACGAGUAUAACGGUGAAACCAAAUGGGAUUACCGUCGGUUGACCACAGUUUCCCUUGAGGCCAACGUUCAAGAUGAUACCGUUUCGUUAGAUCCAAAAGAAACUGGAAGCAGUGUCAACGAUAAUAGUAAUGACGGCGAUGACGACGAAAGUUAUGCUAGUAAUGAUGGAAAGACUACCUCAAGAGCAAAGCCAUCGCAGAAAAAGAAAUCCAAAAAAGCAUGUGCAGUGGUGAACAACGAACCUGUUUCCAGAGUGGGCACCACUGAAGACGACGAAGAUUACGAAUAUAGUUACGGAGAAGAUGAUGAAGAGGACGAGGCACCUGCAUCGGAGUUGGAUACAAAAUCCUCGAUUGCAUUAUCUAAAGACCCAUUACGUCUACCUAGUGAUUUGAACUGGAUCAAAAAACGGUUGGUGAGAGAUUGGUCAUCUCUUGGUGGAACUGACUCCACUGCUCAAGUACAUCCUUUCAAAUUCACUCACUAUCUACUGUUGAAGGCAAUGGAGACUGGGGCAGUGGAUUUAAUCCUGGGCAAAGUGUCACAGUUGCAUUUCAACGAUCAGUGUGCCGCAGCGGGAGUAUCGUACAUUCCAACAGUUGAUGAUCCAGAAGAACAACGUUUACAAGAACCAGUUGACCUUUUGGACGUUGACCAGGUUGUUCUAUGUAUGGGACCUUGGACUUCUAGACUAUUGCCGGAUUGUCCAAUCUCUGGUUUAAGAGCACAUUCCAUCACAAUCAAACCAUCCACCGGAACUGUUUCGCCAUAUGCUAUAUUUACCGAAUUGAAGAUAUCUUCCAACAAGUAUUUCUCGCCAGAAAUGUAUGCAAGAAAGGAUGAAGUGUAUGUGUGCGGUGAAGGUGAUACUCUGGUUGAAUUACCAGAAACCAGUGAUGCAGUGGAAGUCGUUAAAGAAAAAUGUGAUGAAUUAUACCAUUACGUCUCCAAGUUAUCUCCUAAUUUGUCUCGUGGUCACAUUUUGAAAAGACAAGCUUGCUAUUUGCCAGUCCUGAAUGUUCCAACAUCAAGCGGACCUCUAAUCGGAGAAACUAAUGUUGAAGGGUUAUUUAUUGCUAGUGGCCACUCUUGUUGGGGUAUUAACAACGCUCCGGCAACAGGUAAAGUUAUGAGUGAACUAUUACUUGACGGUGAAGCUAAAUCCGCUGAUAUUAGUGCAUUGGAUCCCAGCUUAUACUUUGAUGCAUCUAUCUUUGAAUAA